GGAAAUGAUGUCACUGUGUGUUUAUAUCUCACUCAUGUCAAUGUAAAAUGAAUCGCUAUCUUCGUUUGAUCCGUUGACAAGUGCAAUUUUUGUUUUAAAAUGGAAACUAGAGAUUGUGAAAUGGGUGGGGUGGUUAAAGUGGAAUAUAUUUACAUUAAUUUUUUUUAUUUUAUUUGAUAAAUUAAGGAAAAUAUAUAGAUAAGCAUGUAAUCAAAAACAUAUUCUAGGCUGGAUUAUUUCUAGGAACUCGUCAGUGUUCCUGGAAAUACGAAUAUACCUGUACUUGGGCCAUUAUUAUGAAAACCACUGUAGAUGUGCAAAUUUAUUUUAUUGAUGUGAUAAAAGACAAAAAGACAUUGGGUGAUUAAUGUAAGGGUUUUUCUUGCAAAUGCUGCAUUCAAAAUGUAAUUGGCAGUUUUUCAUUCUUAAGAAAAUGACAUGUUUCCAUUUUACUUUGUUGUAUAGGAAAAAGUCGGUAAAGCUGUCAAAUCUAUUUAUUUGAUAAAAAGGAAAUGCUGGAAGGGCAUAAUAAUGUUAAAGAAGGUGAAGAAAAUCAAUUGAGCAACAUGGGAGCUACUAGAAAUAUGCCUUCCUCCAGAAUAAUUGUUCUUCAAGAACGGAAGAAACAACUGGAAGAAGCUUUAGCUAAAAGGAACCAGGAAUUGAAGCAGUUAUGCAUUCAGGAGGCAGAACUGACUGGGGUAACACCCCCUGAAAUGCCCUUGGAACCAGGAGAAAACUUCCCUACCAUAAGAAGACGUAUAGGAACUUCUUUUCAGCUACCUGAAACACUGGUUAAAAAUGCUAGUGACAAAGAUGAAAUGAUCGCAGCUUUAGAGCUGGAAAUUCAACUACAUGCCAAUAUGGCAGAAGCAGCUUUGGGCUUAGCUAAUGAACACAAUAUGAGUAAGACUAUGAAGAGGCAACAUCGAUCUGAGUAUCAGCAACAUAAACAAAAAGGUUUAGAAUUACAGGAAAAACUGGCAGCGUUGAAGGAAAAGGCGGCUGUAGAACAACAGAAACAAAAGAAAAAGCUAAGAGCUCCUGACAAUAUUAGCAAUGCGGACGACACAAUUUCACUUAGUACAAAUGGAAGCGACCCUUUUAUAAAGACUGAUCCCCGUCAUAGUAUGAGUUCAGCCAAGCACAGUAUAACAGGAGACAGUGCCGUAGAACUUAGGUAUCGACAAGAACCUUCAAGGCAAUACAGAAUUACUGAGUUGCCAUACAUUGCAAAUCAGCCGAAUAAACCAGAUGAUGGACUGAAUGGCGGCUUUUAUAGAUUGAGCUUAAAUGGAUAUAACAAGUACAUGGAAAGGCGGGAAAACAUCAACAACGUAUAUCCAGCUGGGUAUAUUACAGGAUCUCAACAGUUUCAAUACAACUCUCAAAUGUCAUUAAAUCAACAUAUGCAACAUAGUUUCCCAUAUCAACAAAAUAGUCCAAUUUCUCCUCAUAAUCCGCUUUUUUCUCAGCACAGUCCUCACUUGUCUCAACAUAGCCCUCAUUAUGUUCAUAUUUCUCAGCAUAAACCUCAGCACAGUCCUCAGAAGUUAUCCCAGUACCCUCCGUAUCCUUCAGAAUUGGCUGAUUUAGCUCAUAGACAAUCUAGUCCAACAACCUCGCUGUCUCCUAAAUCUCAUUAUUAUCCAUCCCACCCUACACUUACGAGACAAAGUUAUCGGCAAUACGAGAGUGAUGUUAUGUAUCGGAAUCCUCAUCAAAUACAGCCCCAUCAGCAAUAUGAGCAGAUGAAUGUUAUGGCAGCAGGAUUGGGUGGUUAUUGGAAAAAAACCCAAACCGGUGAGCUGGUUUGGUACUCAUCUUCAGUUGUGGAUGGCACAUGGCAAAGAGAUAAAAGAUUUGGUAGCCUAGAUAGGAGAAAAACUAAAAGAGUAUCCAGUCGCAUAUCACCAAAUAUGGAGAAUAAAUCGGCUACUUUAUCUACUGUUUCCAAUUAUCAAGGACAAGUUAGAAGUGCUUCUGUAAAGAAUUCACAGAUACUUAGCCGCAGAUCUCAAGAUAAUGGUCAAUUAGUGAGAACACAAUCUUUAGGUAGUGUAGGAGCUAUAACAAUAGAUAGUGUAUACCCAAAUGAUGAUAGUUCUUCAUAUGGUAGCGAUUGUCGGAACAUGGAUCCUAACCAAAUGUCCAAAAAGCAUAAAGAAAAAGAAUGGUUAGAGACAUCUUUAGACGGUCCGAUUUCCCCUCAAGGACCUCCAUCACCAGUAAGUUCAAUUUCUCCAUCACAACCACCACCUGCAGCCGUAUCGUCUCAUCCUCAGCCUCCGAUACCUGUUUUUCUAACUGAAGAUAAAGUUCCUAAAGAGAUUCCAGCCGAAUCCAACCCUUCACCAAAAGUUCGCGAAACCAACAUCGAGCUGUUUAAUAAUAACAUACCAAAAAAUUGUACAAUCGUUCAAGCAGGACACUGUAAGCCUUACCAUGAAGAAACCAAACCGUUUGAAAUGUCAGACUUUUAUAAAUACUCGACGAAGUUCAAAAAAUCACCAGUUAAAACGGAUGCUGAAGGGAAUAAGCCUAAAUUAUCUGUGAGUGGAAGAAGCCAAAAAAGUUUAAGUGACAAGUUUGAGGAACUUCCUAAAAGCAUGUCUUCACCUAACUAUCAAAAUAUAAAUAAUAGUGGCACCCCUACACCCUUACAUAACUCCCUUAAUACCAGUUUGGAGUUGGACCGUCUAGCGGUUUCCGAAAAUUUCUCCGACGAGAUGAAUGCUUGGUACAAGGAACAGCGCAAGACAAAUAAUAAUUCAGAUAACAGUACCGCGAAAAGCAGAUCAACAGCAACGUUAGUUUAAUUUUGUUUUUAUUUAUACAAAGAGUACAAGGCUAAUAAAAAGAUUGAUAAUAAUGUAUAUAACAAUGUAUAUAUUCUUAGGCAAUAAGAAGAAUGCAGAGGUAUCCUCGUCUUGUUACACGCUUUUAAUACUCGAUUUGCCGUACAAAAUUAAUGAAAAAUAAUAUAACAGCAUAACUUAUACUCUUUUCUGAUAUCAUCUAAUCUUGCUUGUGAUAUAUCCGUUCUCAAACAUCGUUGUCAGUGCGAAACCACCUUGUAGAAAACGUUUAAGAGGCAACUUGCCAUCUAAUGUCAUAAGUAUGGCUGCCAAUUGCGUUCACAUAUUCCUUUUCAGUAAAUUGCAUUCCUCGCACAUGCGCACUAACUUCCCCCUUACUACUAGCACGAAAAGUACUGCAAUCUAUAGUGCCAAUAUGUUGCCAUACGUACGAUGGUUUUAUAUUUUCUGAACUUUCCUAUGAAUCUCUUUGGAUCCAAACACCUGCGACAGAGAGAAGUAUGUUUUGUUCGCAAGUAUUAUUCUUUUCCGUAUUUCCUCCUCCUCAGUUAUCCUUGCGCCCAGGUAUGUAAGCUAUUUUACUACUUCGAUAUUUGCGUCUUCUAUUGUCAAAGUUUCUUUGGUUCCUAGGGGUUUAGUUUUAUCUACAUUGCCAGCUAGCCCUAUUUCUUUCGCAUUUUCUUUAAACUACACAUACAGUUCUGUGAUGUAUCUUGCUGUUUGUCCCAUUAAGUUUACAUCGUCUACAUAAAUCACAAUCUGCUUAGGCUUAUUAAACAAUAAAUUUUUGGGUUUAAAAUAUAUUCCACACAAAUCUUAGAUAGAGUCGGAGCUAGCCCAUCUCACUGAUUUAGCCACUUAGUUAUAUGGAAGGGGUCUGUUGAUUUUGAACUCGUACUUGUACUUCUGUGUGAGUCAUGGGAGCUUGAAUGAAUUUUACCAAAUUCUCGCAUAAUUAAGUAUAUUUUAUCUCCGUUUAUGUUAUCAUAGGUUUGUAUAAAAUCUACAAAGAUUUGGUAAAUAUCUGUAUUGUGCUCCCAUGUUUUAGCUAAAAUUUGUUUUAUGUUGAACAGCUGGUCAAUACUAAACCGUCCUGGUCUUCUCCAAUUUUUUAGAAUUUCAGCUGGUAUAUUGCCUGGGGCUUUAUUAUUGUUCAGUGCUUUAAUGGCAUCCAUUAUUUCCUGUCUUGUGGGUGGGUAUGUUAAUUCAUUACUCUGGUUCUGAUCUUCUGUUAUCUCGAAAUCCGCUACUGCAAAAGAGGUGUUUGUUUGUAUUCGCCCUGUUAGCAGACCCUCGAAAUGGUUUUCCAGCUUUCUUUUAUUGCGGCAUUGUCACUGAUAAUUUGUCCUUCACUAUUUCUAAAAAGAUUGGUGUGCGGUUUAUAUCCCUCUAUGAGUUGUUUCAGUGUUUAGCUCCUCUAGUGUCAUCCUGAUUGAAAUCUUCCUCCAUUUUUUAGUAUUUGAUCGUUUUCAUACCUCUUCUUCUUUCUUCUGCAUAAUUUGUCUGCCUUUCUUCGUUCUUCUUCCUAUUUUAGCGGCUUUCUUGUGUUCUUUUUUGAGUAUACUCCACGUGUAGUUCAUUUAUUUUGUCAAGUGUGUUCACACCUAUUUAAUUUCAGUAUACAGGUGUUUGGUAAAGAAUGGGCCAUAGCUUAACCUUAGAUUCCUGAGGUUAAAAUAGGUCGAUUUAAGCUAACUUACUUUAGUACAAAAGUUGAUAAUAAUCGAAAUACAGGGUGUCAAAGUUAAACUUUUAUUUUAUUUAUUUUUGAAUAUUUCCUGACAGGCAUGGGACAUCAACACGAAAUUUGGUAAGUGGUGCUGGUACUGUACACCCUACUAAAUUAUGUUAACAAGCGUUUCUGGCUACUACCAGAGGCGUACGACGGGGGAACGUGAAUGGUUGACCCUUCCCAAAUUCUACGCCACUGGCGGAAUUUCUAUUUUACUGUAAUUUUUUGAUUCUCCAAUACUUUCUAUGUAAAUAACAUAUUCUUCAUUCAUAACGAUAUAGCCAUUAGUUUUCGAGAUAUUUGAAGCUAAAAACGAAGGAGCAUAAUACAUUAAUCAAAAUAAGUGUGCCUUUUCGUUUUUAACUUCAAAUAUCUCGAAAACUAAUGACUUUAUCGUUACGAAUGAAGAGCAUAUUAUUUGCAUAUAAAGUAUUGGAGAAUCUAAAAAUUAUGCUAAAAUAGCAGUUUCAUCAGUGGCGUAUAAUUUGGGAAGGGUCAACCAUUCACUUUCCCCUGUCGUACGCCUCUGGUAUUAACCGGAAACGAUUAUUUAACAUAGUUUAGUAAGGUGUACAGUACCUACACUUUCUGCCAAGUACCAUAAGGAUAUGUCAAAUAGUUUUAUAGUACUGGACACACAUAAUUCUUAAAGUUUUAAAUAAAGAAUAAUUUAUUAAAAAAAAAAGAAUACUUUAAAAUAAUUUCACAUUUACAGAAAGUGUAGGCACUGUACACCCUAAUAAAUUAUAUUAAAUAAUCGUUUCUGGCGACUACCAGAGGCGUACGACAGUGGAAAGUGAAUGGCACUGAAAAUGUAGGCACUGUACACCCUAAUAAAUUAUGUUAAAUAAUCGUUUCUGGCGACUACCAGAGGCGUACUACAGGGGAAAGUGAAUGGUUGACCCUUCCCAAAUUCUACGCCACUGAUGAAACUGCUAUUUUAGCAUAUUUUUUAGGUUCUCCAAUACUUUCUAUGCAAAUAAUAUAUUCUUCAUUCGUAACGAUAAAGUCAUUAGUUUUCGAGAUAUUUGAAGUUAAAGAUGAAAAGGCACACUUAUUUUGAUUAAUGUAUUAUGCUCCUUUGUUUUUAGCUUCAAAUAUCUCUAAAAGUAAUGGCUUUAUCGUUACGAAUGAAGAGUAUGUUAUUUACAUAGAAAGUAUUGGAGAAUCAAAAAAUUGCACUAAAAUAGCAAUUCCGCCAGUGGCGUAGAAUUUGGGAAGGGUCAACCAUUCACGUUCCCCCGUCGUACGCCUCUGGUAGUAGCCAGAAACGUUUGUUUAACAUAAUUUAGUAGUUUGUACAAUACCAGCAUCACUUAUCAAAUUUCGUGUUGUUGUCCCAUGCCUGUCAGGAAAUAUUCAAAAAUAAAUAAAAUAAAAGUGUAACUUUGACACCCUGUAUUUAGGUUAUUAUCAACUUUUGUACUAAGGUAAGUUAGCUUAAAUCGACCUAUUUUAACCUCAGGAAUCUAAGGUUAAGCUAUGGCCCAUUCUUUACCAAACACCCUGUAUUGGAUUGUCCAUACAUUCAUAUUAUCUUCCUCUUCCACUCUACUAGCACGAAAAGUUGUGCAAUCUACUUGCAAUCAGCUGCUUGCAAGCUAGUUCUCGUUAAUGUAUACACAUGUCAUUUAGAAGACAAUAGCUGGUAGGUACAAGUUACUGUCUUGUUUUACUAAUGACCAUACGUAUGGAACAAUAGAUAUGAUAAAUUAUAUUACAUAAUCUUCAGAUGUUUUGAGUACAGUCUUACCAAAUUCACUUUGUAUUUGAAAUUUGGAUGCGCAUUGGUGUUGACGUUUGGAAAAUUGAAAUUUUCUCAAUUUUAUUUUGGUCACAUCUCACCACGUAAAAUACCUGCACGGAGAUUCUUUUCCUGUCUCGCUUAUGAGUUCCGCGGUCUCCGUUCUCUUUGUGCCCAUCUCAAACACAAAGUGAAUUUGGUCAGACAGUACUUAAAUCGUGGAUCAUAAAUUCAUUUUUUAACAAAAAAAUAAAAUAGUUAACAGGACGGAGAUGCCAAACUGUUCUUUUGUAAAUGUUUAGAUAGCAGAUUUAUUACUGAAAAAAUUUCAGUAUAAUUUUUAAUUUACUGACUGUUCUACAAAGUCAAAUAUUAAAAAUACAGUACAUAAUUACAUUUUUAUUUGACAUAUGGGUGUUUUUCGUGGGAAAAUGAUAAGAAAUAUUUUGUAAUAAAAACGAUAUAAGUAUAACAGAUGGAAUAAUUUAAGUACUGAAUAUUUUAUCCAUGACAUUUUUACUCGUCUGAGAAAAAAUACUUCAAAUUUAAACACAUCGCCAUGAAUUUUUAAGAGUAAUUUAUUUAAUGAGUUCGUUGUCUUAAAUUAAUAUAAAUGAAAGUACUACCUACUCUAAUUUUUUUCAAAAGUAUAAAAAUCAAGAAAAAUACAUUACCCUAUCUGACAAAACUUAAUUACACAUACUGGGUGUUUUUUAUGUAUAUAACUUUAAAAUGAAUUAAAACUUGUAAAUUGUAUUGAUUGUCACGAAAUUAGCUUUAUUUGAAAGGUAAAUUUGCCAUGUUUUUAUUUAAAUGCCAUAUCUGACGGUGGGUGUAGAAUACCCAACAGGUAAUAGUCCAACGGUGUUAAUUCGGGUAAUCUUGGAGGCCAAUUCGCGCAAUUAUGCGCUCACCAAACGGUUCAACAAAUCGAUUAUGGCACACGCUGCGCGACAGGUUGCACCAUCUUGUUGAUACCACAGCUACCCCGCAUUAAGGCCAUUCAGUUCAGGAACAAAAAGUCAUUGAUCAUGGCUUUAUAUCACCAUUAACUGUAACGUUCUAGCCGGUGUCGUUUUUGAAAAAGUAAGGAAUAAUGUUUCCUUCGGUCCUCAAAACACAACAAACAGUCAAGAAAAUUAGGAUCUACAGCAAUCUAGUUUUGGACCUAUUCAAUUCUGUUUUGAGUUGGAUUUUGUAAACCCGCAAACUAAGAUAAUUUGGCAAAAUCUUCCAAAAGGGAUGGGCACAAAAUUGUGCAUGAUGGCGAAUAUAUUCAUUUGGUCAUCACAGUCUCUCCAUCAUAAGAUGGCCAACAAUACUGAAUACCAGUAGCGGAUCUAGAAAUGUGCCGUGGGGGAACUUCCGAUGAAACACCAACCAAAAGACAUAAAAAAUAUAAACUCAAACUGCAUAAAAGACAUAAAUUAUAACUUAUAUGAAUUAGGUUCCCUUAAUUUUCCUAUGUAGUUGUUUAUUGGGUUAACUUUGUCUGUGGUGUAAGUUUCAUGAAUUUUUGACCUUCUGUAGGGGGAUUUGCUCUACUCCCCGCUGUGGGUUGUAAAAAUGUCUGAAUCUAAAAAUAACCCGAGAAAUAGUUUUUUUUCUAAUUUAAAAGUAUUUUGCAAUCUGUUGAGUGUCAACAACAAAAGUAAUGACAUUGACUAAGGACAAGAUAGAUUUUACCCACUGGUAAAAUCAAAGUACAAUUUUUAUAAAGUUGUAUAGAAAAUAAUUACAUUUUAUAACUACUAACUAAUUAGUUUAAAAGAUUACUCUAAAUGGUAAGUCCAGUGGUUUGAACCACUAAACCUAGACUGUUCUUGGGAAUUGUCUAGCUAGGAGGUUAAGUGUAAACUGGUUUUCAUGAUCCUCCAACUUGGCAAUGUAUGCAGCGCUACGUUUUGUGAUGACUUCUUGUACCAUAUCCAUUUUAAGGUUCUCGGUGAAUAAUUCUGUUGUUGAUGUACCAAGGUGCACUAGUGAUGGUUCUGAGGGUUUUUGAUUGGAAGCGUUGGAUGAUUUCGAUGUUGGAGUGACUGGCUGUUCUCCAUAGUUCCAACCCAUAUGUCCAGAUUGGCAUAAGUAUUGCCUUAUAGAGCAGCAAUUUAUUAUCCAGAGAUAGUCUUGAUGAAUGGCCCAUUAACCAAUACAUAUUUCUGAAUUGGAGACCUAGUUGCUUUCUCUUGGUUCAGAUAUGUUUCCUCCAUGUGAGACUUCUGUCCAAAUGAAUACCAAGAUAUUUUACCUCGUUGGCUGAUGGUAAUUGGUGAUUGUUUAAAGUUACAGGAGGACAAGUUUCUCUUCGUGUUGUAAAUGUAAUAUGAAUAGAUUUUCCUUCAUUGACUUUAAUUUCCCAUUCCAAAAACCAAUCUUGUAUUCUGUCUAGAUACGCUUGAAGGAGAUGCGAGGCAUAAAUAGGGUCAGUGUGUGAGGCUAGGAUUUCAGUAUCGUCGGCAAAUGUUCCUAGCAUCAUUUCUUCUGUAGGUGGUCUCUCCUCUAGUGGUUCCUGAAGAGUUGGAGGUAUAUCUACGGUAAACAAGAGAUACAAGGUAGGUCCCAGCACGCUACCCUGUGGUACGCCAGGUUUGAUAGAAUAGAAUUUGGAAAUUGCAUCUUGGUAUUUAAUAAAAUAACACCUACUUGACAAAUAUGACUCAAGAAGAAUGUAAAAGCUGUGCGGUAAUGUCCUUUUUAGCUUGUAUAGGAGACCUUCAUGUCAUACCUUGUCAAAUGCAUGCCUAACGUCAAGAAAUGCCGCUGAACAGUACCUUUUGGCCUCAAAAUUAGCAUUUAUAUGUUUUACCACUCUGUGAACUUGUUGGAUUGUUGAGUGAUGGGGCCGAAAUUCAAACUGGUGGUCUGGAAUUAGAUUUUUGAUCCAGGGUUCGAAUUUUUUUACUAAUAGUUUUUCGAAAACUUUAGACGUGAUUGGCAAGAGGCUGAUUGGCCUGUACGAUGUAGUUUCUUCUUGAGGUUUCCCCGGUUUUAGAAUGGUUAUUAUCUGAGACACUUUCCAUUGAUCAGGAAAGUAACUUAAGUUUAAUAUGGAUUGAAUAUAAACGUUAUAAGUUUUAUGAAUUUGAGAGGUAAUCCUUUCAACACUUUUCCACUGAUCAAGUCGUACCCUGGAGAUUUUCUAUCGUUUAAAUUAUUAAUAGCUAAGAUGACUUCGGACGAUUUAAAUUUCGGAAUAAGCAAACUCAUUUGAUAUGGACUUUGAAGAAAUGAAAAUACGUCUACUUCCACAGGUGAAUUCAUUUGAUUGGGAGUAAAUACUUCGGAGAAAUACUCUGCAAAACAACGUACUUUCUCUUCUGCACUACGAGCCCAUUCUCUUUCCGAUUUUCUUAUUGGAGGUGACGGAUUGUUUCAGUUUUCUCGUGGCUUUCCAUAGCGAAUAAUCGCUAUCUUUAGUGGAAUCUAAAUUUUCCAAGUAAUACUGAAGUGAUCGGUUUUUGAGAUCUUCGAACAGCUUUUUUAAUUCCCUUGGUGCACUAUUGAAUCUACGCUUAUCGGCAGGAUCUCUCGUCUGUUGCCAUCUUUUCCUCAAUCUUCUCUUUAGCAAAAUUUUUCUUUGACUACUUGUGGGCAGUCAUUUAUUAUGCAUUUAUCUUGUAUUGUUGGUGCUUGCCAGGCAGCUGAUUGGAUAUUUGUAGUUAGUUAUUCCACAGCAAGAAAUAGGUCCUCUUUGGUUUUUAGUGGAAUGUCUAGAGACACCUUGUUCUCCAGGAUAGAUCUGAAUUUUGGCCAGUGUGUGCGUCUGUUAUGAAGUGAGGGGAUAUUUCUUUAAUAAGUACCUGGGUUCCAACUGUGAAUAGUAUAGGCGAGUGAUCAGAAGAUAAUUCGUAGCAUGAUGUAGCUUUUAUAUUAGACCUAGGGGUGUUCUAAACCAAAGCAAAAUCGACCAAAUCGGGGAUUUUAUUUCUGUCCGAGUCCGAGGGCCAGUAUGUUGGUUCGCCGGUUGAUGCAUAAUCCAUAUUAUUUGACUCUAUGAUAUUUAGUAGAACUCUACAUCUCGGAGUGAUUAGUCUUGAUCCCCACCUGGUAUGUUUGGCAUUGAUAGUCCCCUGCUGCUAUGAAGCGGCUCCCAAGUGAAUUGUAAUAAUCUUUAAAUUGUUAGUUUGUGAUAGAGUGUCGUGGGGGGCAAUACAGCGCAGAUACUGUAAGUGGUCCAUCCCAGUCUUCAACCACAAUAUUGGUUGCUUGAAUAUGAUUUGUUUGGUACUCGUCAGCAUUAUGAUGUUUUAUUGUAUUUCUAACUAUAAUAGUAGAUCCUCCAUGUGCGGAUCCAUCUGGAUAAUUAGUAGUAUAUAUAGUAUAGUUUGGAAUUUUAGGUAACUUUUUUGUGUGAAGUGAGUUUCGGAUACUAGCAGUAUAUCUAUUUUAUGAAGGUGUAUCACUAGAAAUAGUGUUUUUAAUUUAAAAGUUCUAUAUCUCUAAAAAACACCUGUUAUAAGUCGCAGUUGAUUCAGUAUUAAACCGCUAAAUCUUAAACAAAUUUGAAGUUUUUUCUCAAAACAUAAAAACUUUGUAGGACAUUACGUUUAAAGAUGCAUAUAAGAAGUUAAGACUGAAUUUGAAAAACUACUAUGGACAUUUUAUACUACUGUUAAUAGUCUUGAUCACAAACUUUUAAAUAUCAAUAGUUAUAUUUUGUAUUUUACCAAUACACACGAACAAGAAAAUGGUACAUUUUAUAGUGAUUAAUAAGUACAGCAAUGUUAUUUUUGAAUGGUCGUAUUAGAUGGGAAUUUAAAUGGAAAAAAGGAAACGAUAUUAACGUUUGCAAAGAAAGUAGUUGCACUUCCAUCUAAUGCACUUAAUGUACCCAAAAACUUUGACGAACUAAACUUCAUUUUGGAAGUGCAAUAGUCUGAAAGCCUUUUUCUUGCAUUCUUUUAGCACUUGUUCCAUUUUUCUGUUAAAGAAGUUUCCACCUUUUUUCCAUGUCAUGUUUUCACUUGGGAAGAGAUUCGUAAUAAAAUUUGUCUCUCAAAUUAUAAAUUUAUUUUUUAAUGUCAAUAGUCUCUACUCAGUGUUGUAUUCUUUUUUGUGUGUAGUGAGAUAAAAUCGAGGAAAAUUGUUUUAUGAAUUAAAAAAGGAUUUAUUAAAUAUAAUCUAUAUUCUGUUUCUAGUAUACAAUUGAAUCUAAAAUAAAAAUAUUUUUUAUACAUUUUUGUGUGUUAAAAUGUUACAUAUAUGAUAUAUCAAAAUGUUUAAAGUAAACUUAUAAUAAUAUUUGCACAUCUUAGACUCUGUACACAUGAGCGUGUUAGACGCCGCGUUUGCCUAAUGCGCGUUUCAAGUACCAAAGGAACAAAUGCUAUCGUUCACACGCAAGCGCGCAUUUAGCAUAAACGUCGUGAAAACGUAGCGCUUGUAGAAUACACUUCAAAAAGUGAAAAUUUUGAUAUGGAACUAUGUAUGUUCAAUGUAUCUUUUAAACUCAUAGAUACAGUAGAACUCCGAUUAUCCGUGCUAUGAUUUUCUAUUACUCAAGUUGUAUUUUUGAGGUUUUAUCAAAAUAGCGUCAUCGUAAAUCACUUGACGGAAACUCUAUAUGACGAAAGAGAGACUCAUAAUGAAAGAUUUAUUUUUUCUGGUAUCUUUUUAUGGUAGGUACAUAUCGGUGGCGCCUAAAAUCCCGACAGCCAAAAUCCCGACGGCCAAAACCGACACGCCAGAAUCCCAACACGCCAGAAUCCCGACAUGCAACAAUCCUCGUUUAAGUAAAAAUUCCGACCACUACAUUUUGAAUAUUUAUUGUUUCCUUUUCAAAUACAAUACCAAAUCAUAUUAUAGAGUAUUUAAAUUGGAAAAUUAUUACUUACUAAUAAGUACGGGUACUAAUUAUUAUGUAUUUUAAAAGAAAAAAUUGUUUAAACACUUCAUUUUAUAAUAUAAAAGCUAUACUUACUGAAACGGAGGGUUGUAAGUGACAUGAUAAUAUAUCUAUUAUAUGAAAGUAAACUUGAAUUCAGGAUUUGAUUAUACAUAUAUUAUUGGACUAUAUAUUGGCAAAAAAAAAUAAUUUAAUUCAUAUAGCCAUGUUAGAAAAUUUAUUUAGAAAAUUAGUUCAUAUUAAAUGCUAAAUACUGUUGUUUAGUAAAAAAAAAUAAAAAACAGAUGACCAUAAACAAGAAAUAAAUGUAAUUAUAUGUCAAAAAGAAACUUAUCAAACCUGUCGGGAUUUUGGCCGGUCGGGAUUCUGGCGUGUCGGGAUUCUGGCGUGUCGGGAUUUUGGCCGUCGGGAUUGUGGCUGUCGGGAUUUUGGCUGUCGGGAUUUUGGGGUAGACCCGGUACAUAUGUAUGUGUAUACGUACAUAUGUAUUAUACAUAAGAAAUACAUGUUCGGAUUAUCUGUGCUUUUCAAUUAUCCGUGCCACCUCCGGUCCCGAGAAGCACGGAUAAUCGGGGUUCUACUGUAUAUCGAAAUUGUAUAUUUAAAUGACAUGCGGAAUAUUCUGUUCUAUAAGUAUGUUUAUUAUUUAUAAAUCAUAAUAUUUUCCAUAAAAAUUUGUAAUUAAAACAAGUACUCAUAUAGCAGUACAACAGAUUCUUAGUUCCUAGUUGUAAUGUUUUAUCAAUAAAUUAUUUGUAUUUCUAUUUCAAAUUCCUAGGAAGAAUGACAGGCAGCCGAGUAUCUAACUCAUCUAACUCCAUAAUUAUACUGGCUGUCGACUAAACCGCGUCGCUAGCGCUGUCAUGUGUACGGUACCACUUUUUCAAGCCUGCGCUUAACGCGGCGUCUGCCGCCCUCAUGUGCACAGACCCUUAGAUAAUGACAUUUAAUAGAUAGUAUACUGGAGUGUUUGUCUGUUAAAAAUACUUUUAUUUACGUUAGUCUGUAUGUUUAGGGUUUUUAUGAAAUUUGAUCCCUUAUUACAUAUUCCAAAUGUCGAACAAACCUAAAUAUGAGACCAUUUCUAGUAUUUACAAAUAUUUUGACCACCAUUAUAUCUUUCUCGCUUCUGAUUGAAGCAAAUUUUAAAUACCAACAUUCUAAUAUUUGUGUCAUGUGAGCGAGGUUAUUUUUAAAUUACUACUAUAGGGGAUUUAGUUAUUGAAAGAUUAAAUUAACGAAAUUAUUUGACGUGUUUGUGAGUUGAAUUAGUAUAAUUGAAAUUAUUUCAUCCUUUGACUUCAUAAACAUUUUCCUUUUGACUGCAAAAAAUCCUCCACCCUGUAAAUUUUUGGAAUUAAGAAAUAUUACUUCACCUCUUUCAUUUUUAAAUUAAAAAAAUAUCAUUACUACUAAAUGGUCUGAUAAGCAACCUUUGAAAUGAAAAACAUAUUUUUCCAGAACAUUAUUUUAUUUUAUUCGAUAUAAUCCCUUUUUAGCUCAAUACUUCUAACUCUUUAUGCCGUCCGAAUAAUCCGAUUCUGGAAGCUCUGCAAAAUAGGUGUUUAUUUCGUCAAUUAUCUCUUCGUUCGAGCUGAUUUUUUUUAUUUACGAGCCAUCUCUUCAGAUUUGAGAACACAUUAUAAUCGGAGGGGACCAAAUCAGGAGAAUAAGCCGCAUGAGAAAGUAAUUUGAAGUCCAACUCGUGCAUUUUUCCAUUACCAUAACGCUCUUGCUAGUUGGUGCAUUAUCUUGGAGAAACAAUACUUUUUUCUUCUGGCAUAUCACUGAGUUCCUGUUUCAGUUUUUCCAAUAACGCAGAGUAAUAUUGGCUAUUAAUAAUUUUACCUUUUUGAAGAUAGUCAAUUAAAAUUAUUCCUUUGCAAUUCUGUCAAAUGUUGGUUCCGUGAAUUUCGUAGUGGCCGUAUAUCUACAUGAACAACGUACUGGACGGCCCACCAAUGCAGUUAAACCAGAAAAUAUGGUGAAGAAAGUCCACAAAAUGGUUCUAGCUGAUCGUAAAGUGAAGGUGCGUGAAUUGGCAGAGGCCACAAAAAUUAGUAAAGAGAGUACUAGUCAUAGUUUUAACGAAGUUUUGAAUAUCAAAAAAUUAUCUUGCCGAUGGGUGCCGCAUUUACUGACCAUUGACCAAAAACAUGAUGAAUGACUACUUCUCAGCAGUAGUUGGACCUUAUGAACUGUAAUAUGUGGUGCAUUGUACACUGUUAAAUUGGCUGAACUGCUGAAUUUACAGCACAAUCUGUCAGACUUUUGGCUUCAAUUGGUAACCUUUGAAGAAACUACACACCAGAGAACAAAAUGAACGCAUAACAGUGGACUGAAGCCGGCGAAACUGCUCCAAAGCGUCCAAGCGUCGCUUAAUGAGUCAAAACGUUUAUGAACACUGUAUUUAUGGAGUAGUCUGAAGGAGCAUUAGUGCCGUAAUAUUUCACCAGCUGUUCUUUUGUUUCCUUCGCCGUUUUAUUUCUCAGAUAAUAAUGUUUAAUAAGAGAUCGAUAAUAGUUUUUAUUCAUAUGCGUCAUUUUUUCAAACAAUUUAAUUUUAUGCAGCUGUCAAAAAUAUAGUUAUGACCGCAUCGGUUACGUAUCAGACCACCAGGUACUUGAUUUCUUAGCAUACUUUAUUUAAUUAGCAAGCUACUAAAGGAAAUGGUAUAAUAGCGAACAUUAUUUUUAAAAAUGUGGAAAACAUGUUAUUUUUUUGUCUGCAAAUGUACCUUUCUUUCGCAAUUUCUGACAUCACGUUUAUAAAACAUUUUUAUAUGCUUCUGCUUCAACCUCUGCUCAAUUAUCAGCUCAUACAGAUCCAGUGGAUGGGUACCAUAUGUUUUUGAAGUCACUUGCUUGUCACCAAAAAAUAUUUGCCGCCUGCGAUCUAAUAUGGCUCAUUCAUGCAAGAUCCUGUUGACUGUUUCAGAUUUUCUGCUACAGAGUCUAGCUCUCAAGUCUCCAUGAAACAAUCCUAUAGAAUGCAGGUAUUCGUUGACUGGCGCAUGUCCAGUAAGGAAGCCUGUCAUGACUCUGAGCUGAUUCAUCUUUGUUUUUCGCACUACUUCAGCCCUAUUAACACAUAUCCGUCCAAUAUAUAUUUUGCUAUGUGUUUUUCCGGGUAUAUUUUCCCAGUAAGGGUUACGCUCGAUGCACAUUUGCGCCUUUUCAAGCUGCGUGCGAUAGCUGGCGGUUCAGCAGUACGUGAGUUGAAUUUAUUUACUGCACACUCGAGCUGAACCGUGGCGUGCAAGCCGCGUGGACCGAGAGCACGCCCGUUUCUGCUACGCCGCCACGUGCACGCGGCUUGAAAACAAGUCAUGCGGUUUAGCAGUCUGUACUGGGCAAUCAGUGAGUACACGUUAACCGCGCGAUGGAUUUCAACGUAGAUACAGAGCUGUUUAUUUCUGGCGUGUAUUGCCCCCCGAGAAACCGCUCAAAUGUGUGUUGACGGGAAACUUGGCUUGAAAAAAAGCAGCUUGCAAAGCCGCACAUGUGCAUCGAGCCUUAUAUUUUAUCUAGCUUUUUCCGGCCGCGAACAAUACUUUUUGCCACUCCCACCUAAUCUGCACCUAAGGAUUUUAUAGCUGAUGUUCUAUCUGGACUGUUAGACGUAUAUACUAUCUUUGUUGGGACACAUAGAAACAAAGGAAAGAUAUAAUGGAAAGUAUAUUUUAAAAAGAAAAAAAUACUAUUUCGGAAAAAAAAUGUAUAGGUACGUUAAAUAAUUUAAUUAUAAAUAAGGGUAGUGUAAGUAUUUUGAACUGUAAUAUUUUGUUAUUUACACUGAAUGUUUGUCUUACCAAUACUCAAAUUGUUUUGUUUAUUGUCUUACCAGUGAACGUUUUUAUACAAAAUAUUGUUUGACAGCCUGUUUUUUAUAUUCUGUACUUUUGUUAAAGUAUUUGUAAUGAUCUCUCUAAAGUUAAUAUGUUAAAUUUAUCUGUAAUUUUUAGAUAUUCGAGUUUACUUUGUAUUGGUUGUGAUUUCUAGGCAAUAUUUGGGUUUUCAUUAAAAAAAACCAAAGGAUAGUGCCUUAAAAAGGGUUUAUAAAUAUUUUUAUAUUAAUAUAUUUUCAUAUUAUU
Diabrotica virgifera virgifera (western corn rootworm) is the source of this 16233-nucleotide messenger RNA. RefSeq lists its product as uncharacterized. NCBI's taxonomy places the organism in Eukaryota, Metazoa, Arthropoda, Insecta, Coleoptera, Chrysomelidae. Bases 513 to 2819 code for a protein of 768 amino acids. The transcript has 10 exons. Gene Ontology annotation, biological process: establishment of epithelial cell polarity. The record is from RefSeq and is a predicted model, not a curated record.